Messenger RNA from Mus musculus (house mouse), 2987 nucleotides. RefSeq names its product methylmalonic aciduria (cobalamin deficiency) cblB type homolog (human) (gene Mmab). The transcript has 9 exons. Lineage: Eukaryota; Metazoa; Chordata; Mammalia; Rodentia; Muridae. The record is from RefSeq and is marked validated. Gene Ontology annotation, cellular component: mitochondrion. Gene Ontology annotation, molecular function: transferase activity, transferring alkyl or aryl (other than methyl) groups; cobalamin binding; corrinoid adenosyltransferase activity. Gene Ontology annotation, biological process: cobalamin metabolic process. The coding region runs from base 37 to 750 and encodes 237 amino acids.
CCUAGCCGGGUCAGUCUUGGAUGCGUUACCGUGCGCAUGGCUGUGUGGCUCUUUGGGGGUCGCCUCGGCCUGCGCGGGCGUCUCAGCGCCUGCAGACUGCUGUGUCCCCGUUUCCAGAGCCGUGGCCCUCAGGGCGGGGAAGACGGGGACAGGCUGCAGCCGUCCUCGACGGCAGCCAAGAUCCCCAAGAUUUACACCAAGACGGGAGACAAAGGGUUUUCCAGCACCUUCACAGGAGAAAGGAGACCUAAAGAUGAUCAAGUAUUUGAAGCCGUGGGGACCACGGAUGAGCUAAGCUCAGCUAUUGGGUUUGCCAUGGAGUUGGUCACAGAAAAAGGCCACAUGUUUGCCGAAGAGCUUCAGAAAAUCCAGUGCAUGCUACAGGACGUCGGCUCCGCCCUGGCCACUCCACGUUCCUCAGCCAGGGAGGCUCACUUAAAGCACACGGCCUUCCAGGAAGGGCCUGUCCUGGAGCUGGAGCGGUGGAUUGACAAGUACUCCAGCCAGCUCCCCCCGCUCAAGGCCUUCAUUCUGCCUUCUGGAGGCAAGAGCAGCUCUGCCCUGCACUUCUGCCGCGCUGUAUGCCGUCGUGCCGAGAGACGUGUGGUGCCUCUUGUCCAGAUGGGAGAGACGGAUGCAAACGUGGCGAAGUUCUUAAACAGGCUCAGUGAUUACCUCUUCACUGUAGCCAGAUAUGCAGCCAUGAAGGAGGGCAGCCAAGAGAAAAUAUACAAGAAACAUGAUGUGUGAAGCAUGAAUUUGCACAGUGGGCGAGAGGUCAACUCCAGACAGUCGUGCUGAGAGUGGAAGUGGGGGUUGGCUACAGACUCAGCAUCACCUUGUGCUCACCCCCCCGCCCUCCAGGGACUUUCGAGACUCCUGGCUUCUCCAGGUUGUGUCGAACAUGUCAGCUGACUUCCAAAUUCUGGGAAGGCAAGGUAAACUGGAGGCCACGGAGGGGAUGGGCUCCUCGGAAUUGAGAAUGAACAUGGGGAAGGUUUGAACUGUGCACUUGGGCUUUCUGUGUGUGUGUGUCUGUGUGUGUGUGUGUGUGUGAGUGUGUGUGUGAGAGAGAGAGAGAGUGUGUGAGAGAGAGAGCACACUGCCAACUCGGGCUGUUCAAGGACUUGGAAUGUACCAGAGGCCUCUGGAAAUGUACUAGUGAUUUACCUGUGCCGACGGGACUUUAAAUGUCACAUUUAUAAAGGGAAGGCAGGCAGGCUUGAGGAGUUUAGUCACCUCUGUGCCGCCCAUCACUGCCACAGUGUCGGGGAAAGACAGCUGCAGGUCCACAGGGGUUCAGCUCGGAGUAUCCUCUCCAUCAAGGCAGGAGGCAGGUGGCCCUCCCUGUCCCGGGUGGUGGCAGAGAUUUGGUCUUCAGCCUGACACUUGCUCUCUGAUGUCCCUUGGCUGGUCUGUGCUUCCGUGAGCCACACCAUGGCCUGUCUGUAACUCUACCGGCCACCACUGCUUCCUCUCCCUAUGAAGUGACAUCGCAGUGACACCUGUGUCCUUGGGAAGAGGGAUAUUUAUGAGAGGCUGGAGGCCGCCCUGAGAACCUCAUGGUAUGCGGUGACUUAGGAAGGGCAGAUCUGAGACACCCUAGACUCUGCUCAGCUAUUGCCCUCUUCCCUGUGCACCUGCUUGGCACGCCUUCCGUGCUAGCUGCCCUGAUGGUCAAUCAGCGAGCCUUUGGUUUCAGCCGUGUAUCUUCUGGGUCCUGUGAAGGGGAGAGGCCCAGCAGGGAGGAACAUCCCUAGGAGGCUGUCCUGUCCAAUGCCAUUGCAGCCACCAUAGUGAGACACGGAUUGGGUACAGAGUUGGUGCCAUGUGUGUGAGACCAGAGACAGGAGGCACAGUCUUAGGGAACUUAAACACCAUGCUGUUGGUCCAGACCUGGCGGGGGAAGCCAUGUUCCAAGAGCUCGAAGCGGCCCUGACACUCCGCCUACAGCUCCAGAUCUUCCUAAAAAAGAUAGUAUGAACUCAAGAGAAUAGGAAGCCACGCCCCUCGCCUGUGCCCAGGUCGGAUGUUGAGUGGCACUCGAAAGGUCAAUCCCCACCUUCAGGCUCCAGGCAUUGCCUAGCUUCGUGUACACCACCCACGCUCCUCAUACAGUCAUACAGUGAGUCUCACUGCGAGCUAACAAGCUGCAAAAGCCGCCUUUACAUUGUACCCAUUCACCAUUGAUCUCUCUGUCUGUCUCUCGGUCUCUCACAAUUCAACCCUUGAAACCAUUGCGGGAAGGCUUUCUCUCCUUGGAACUUUUGUAGAAAGCGCUUUUAUUGAGAUACAGUCCAACCACCAUAAAAUGUGUCUUUUUAAAAUGGACAUUUCAGUGGGUUUUAGGGUAUUGCCCAGUUUUUGCCACCCCAUACCUCACACCCAGGAGGAUGCCCCCUAGAACAGCAUUCAUCAGCAUCACAGAGGUGAACAAACUUGGUCAGUGAAGCCAUGCUACCAAAGGGCCCAAGCCAAGCACUUACACUGGACCUCACCUGAGCCUCACUGGGGGCGUGGAGUUCACAUUACUACAGGAAGGGAAACGGAGGCUCAGCACUGACCUAGACUGUGGCCUCACACACACACACCGCCCACUGGCACUUGACAGUUGUUUUAAUCACAACCUGGGCCGCGGCAGGCAGUGCCAGGCACUAACAGAUUGCUGUCGCAUCUCUCAGCUCAGUCUUCCUUAGCUGAUACUUCACGACUCUUGUUAAUGUGCGUUUCUCAUGGAGUAAUUUUCAGAGCCUGAACUUGUAGCACAUCCCAAUGAUAAAUGUCCCCCGUUCCAAGUCCCUUGUCAGCUGCAAUGUCACCCUUACUUCCUCCCCAGCACCUCCCGACAGCCCAUCCAGUUUUACGAUCCCUCUGUCCCAGUGAUCACGGCUGAACCUUUAAGAAUCCGGACGCACUUCAAGUUUAAUUGAAUAGAAUUCUUUGUAUAAUAAAUUCCGCAUGAAUGCUACAUAAAUCAGUGCCUGGAA